This is a messenger RNA of Numida meleagris (helmeted guineafowl), 8235 nucleotides long. It is a transcript of the gene OTULINL, whose product is annotated as family with sequence similarity 105 member A. The transcript is spliced from 8 exons. Gene Ontology annotation, molecular function: cysteine-type deubiquitinase activity. Gene Ontology annotation, biological process: protein linear deubiquitination. Bases 4758 to 5810 code for a protein of 350 amino acids. The record is from RefSeq and is a predicted model, not a curated record. Gene Ontology annotation, cellular component: cytoplasm. NCBI's taxonomy places the organism in Eukaryota, Metazoa, Chordata, Aves, Galliformes, Numididae.
UCCCUCUCCCUGCUGGCCAUACUUCUUUUGUUGUAGCCCAGGAUACAGUUGGCUUUCUGGGCUGCAAGGGCACAUUGGUGGCUCAUGUCCUGCUUCCUAUCCACCAGUACCUGCAAGUCCUUUUUGCCAGGGCUGUGCUCCAUCCUUACAUCCUCCAGCUUGUACUGGGAGGUUGGGGAUUGAUGACCCAGGUGCAAAACCUUUCAAUUCAAUUUGUUGAACCUUGUGAGGUUCACUUGGGACAACAUCUUGAGCCUGUCUGGGUCUCUCUGAACAGCAUCCCAUUCUGACAGUGUGUUGACUGCACCACACAGCUUGUUGUCAUCCACAAACUUGAUCCCACUGCUGAUUUAAUUGAUGAAGAUGUUAAAGAACAUCAGUCCCAGUACUCACUGAUCUCUGUCUAGACACAGAGCCACUGACCACCACACUCUGUGUAUGAGGCCUUCAAGUUCUUCCAGACCAUUAGCACUGCAGGGAAAGAUCAUAAUUUGAUAUCAUUUCACGAUUUCAGAAACUAAUUCAAGUUCUGAAAGCAAUCCACUGGUGUUUGGAUAUGAUCUGUGUUACCUUGUUACCUAUAAGAACCUUUGUAUGCCAAGCAGAAAUCCUCAUCUCUAGUUGUUACAUCAGAACAGGUGAAGAAAGUUUGCUCAACAAGUUGACUUUGCUUUGCUUGGUAAAGGAAGAGUUUCUUAGGGAAAGAGUUAUUGAAUCAGUCAGUGCUUCCCAUGUACCUUGUGCUCAAUCUCUUCUGGUUUUGGCAGUUUCUCUUUUUUUUUUUUCUAGAGUGCUGAUAUUAAACUCUGGGAAAACAAAAAAAGUGUGUAAUCACUUGGCACUACUUAAAAUGCAUACUUCUCUUUUUAAACUGUUACAGGAUGGAGUCUGCUGUAGCUGUUCAGUCUGUGUAAUUAAUAGCUUUUUGCCUAUUUUGGCUCAAUCAGUUGAUGUGUAUAUACACAUCUGUGCAUCACUUAAAAUAGAUAGCUGUUUUAAAAGGGUAAGUUUGAUCAUUUUCUCUUACAAGAGGGAGUUUGCCAAUUUUAUAACAUACCUUGGAACUUAUUCUGCAUAAUUUGGAAAAAUGUUACAUGCAGUAAAGACAACUCUACAGGCACACACAGAAUGCAGACAAACUUGGACCUCCUGGUGCCAAGACUUGCUUGUUUUAGUUGGGGUACUUAAGCAGUUUCUCAGCUGGAGGUUCAAGAAAGUUGGAAAGGGGUCUGAUAUACAAGAUAUGUGAGUUAUGCAUUCCUUUAGGGUCAAGAAUUCCUGGUCUCUCUUCCUAGCUCUGUGUCCAAGAGAGGAGUGAGAAGGAGGGGCAUGGGUAGGCUGCAGAAGGGCAAGAACAAGGGAACCCAAGUUUUGUUCCCCUCUUUGGAGGAGGGUAUACCUGCUUUUUAGGAACUAGGCACAGAGUGUUGUGUGACAGUUCUUGGUACCAAGUAGCCAAGUUUCAUACUAUGUCCUGCUUUAAACACCAAAAUUAAUGCAAGACUGUGAAUAGGAACAUUCUUUAGAGGAGUGACACAGUCAGCUUUUAAUUUUGGAAAUUGCUCCGUUGUCUUUCUGAUGGCCUUGUUACAGGGGGAGGAGUAAAAAGCUGACAGGUGCCAUUAGACACGGGCACACUGGAACGUGCUCCAGCACUGCAUAUGGUGGUGUGUGCUGGUUCCCAAGCUGAUCCCAUGCAUCUCAUGUUUCAUCAGUCACAUGUUUUGAAGAUGGCAGCCUUCAAAAAAAAAAAAACUUAUGAGAGGGUCAGAUGUGGUUGUUUUUUUUUAGUGACUUUUCUUGAGCUAGGAGAGUUACUUGUGAAAGAAGUAGAUGUUGCAGAUGUCUGUUAUUCGUCAUUUUUUCUGGCAUUCUUUUUCUUCAGUCUCCCUCCUGCUGGCUUUGGCAGGGUAAAACCUCAAGGUUUGGCACUAGCAGCAGGAUGUUGAUGAUGUGGCAGUCACCCAUCAAAGAUAUGUCAGGUUUGCAGUGCAGCAACUCUAUCUGCCUCUGGAGGGAAGAGGAGGAAUUGUGCCCAUAUCCUAGGGAAUGAAUUGAGUUGAAAAAUCUGUGGGAUUAUUUUACUCUUCCCCCACCAGUGUGUUAUUAUUUCAUUGCUCUCCAUUUUCUGAAGAAUUUCGGAGGGGGCAGGUAGGGGGAGGAAAGAUCUAUGUUAAACUGCUCUCUUCUUUGAUUCAUAUUUUGUUCAUGAUGUAUUUUUAUCAGCAGCACUUUGUGAUCCAGCUGUCACUUCUAAAUGUCACUUACUUGAAUAAAAAGUGUAAUUACAUUUUUAAGUGUGACAUAAGUGCCAAAAGUAGUAUCUGAAUCACAAAGUGCUGUUUGUACAGCAGCUUUCCCAUGACAGGAGGGAAAUUUUAUGAAGUCCAGAGUAUGCUGUAAUAAAAGUGUAGUGAAGAUACUCAAAUUCACGUCUGUAGGGUUUCCCAUCUCUUAUUAGGCUUUUUGUUAGGGAAAUUUCUACUUAUAAAUCCCCAAAUUAAAUAAAAAUGCAUGAACAAUAUUUAAUUAUUGCAUGUUCUCUGACAUGAAUUCAUGCUUUUUUUUAAUUGAAUUAGGUAAGCCAAUGCUUGCCAGCAUUCCUUGGAGAAUAGUUGCUCAUGUUCCUGCUGACUCUGAGCAUUGAAAUGGAUUUUGUUGGACUCCAGUAGGUUCUCUUUGCAGGAUUAGUGCCAUCAAAAGCUUUUACAAGAGGUUGUUUGAUUUAACAGAAGAGCUCAUGCUAAUGCAAUUCUCUCAGCUUUCUGCCUGUAAAAGAGGUUAAGAAAGAAAUGUUGAGUACUGUCCGGCUGUUCAUGUACAUCUCUGGUACCCAAUAAAAAAGUAUGUCAGUUGAAAAGAGAGACCAGCUCUCAGUUUUUGUAGUACCAGUUUGUUCAAAAAAGGAGCUGUACAGUCAUUUAAGUAGUGGAAUUAAGGGUUGCUGUGUCUUCCUUUAGGUACCAUAUGUUUAAACUGCUGUUAACAAAUUUUGUUUGAAAUAUCAUAGUAUGGCUUGGAUUGGAAGUGACCUCAAGGAUCAUCAAGUUCCAACCCCAUUGCCACAGGCAGGUUUGCCAGCCAAACCAGUCAUCAUUGCUUUUUGUACAUCAGUGGGACAGUGCGAGUCAUAACACCCAUUGAUGGAGUGGACUGAGUGACAUUUGUAAGCCUUUAAGUUCUGUUCUAGUUAGCAAGAGGUUCAUGUGUUUACAGUUGAAAGAGGUUUUUCAGUGCUGAUGUUUUCAUUCUAAAGAAAAUAAAGAAUAAAUUGCUGUGCAUUGAUUCUACUAGGUAUGCUGUCUUCUGCUAAUGCUCAAUUUUUGUUCUAUUGGUCACAAUUUAGUUGCCUAUUGUGAAGGUUUCUAUUGAUUUUCAUCUGCAGUGUGUGCUGUAGGUGGGAUUGUCCCAGUGUUUCCAUGAUCCGUGACAUUUUUGAACUGUACAGGUGAUGUUUUGCUGUCUGAUACUUGGGACCAGUAAUAAACUCUUCCUUCAGCUUCAGAUUUUGGUCUCUUUGUUGUGUCUUCUCCUACUCAGCAUGUGCUGGAGUAACCCUGGGUCAUGCCACUUGUUAAUGCAGCAUAUGAGCAGAAGAUAACUGGUCUGUCUGGCAUGAAAGGCCUUCACAGCAGUACCAAUUUUGUGUAAUAGGAACUAGUACCCUCAAACUUCUAUUACUUCUUUAAAGUUUAUUAACUCCCUUGCAUUUACAGCUGUUAACCUGCCUCUCGUUUGUGGGAGAGACCAGUUACGGGUCUUGCUUCCAGACAGCUUACGUAGGACAUCCUGUAAUAAAACUUCUUCAAACAACAGAGUAUCAGGAAAGACUAAAUAUCAGCAGUGCUCUGUAUAUAUCCAACAGUGCUCAUAAAAAUGCAUGCAUAGCUGUUUAUCUCGUUACCAGGGUUUGAAUCCAUGUGCAACUCUGCCUGGAUAGCUGUUGACAGGGCAUGGAAAACUGUUAGAGCCAGGAGGGGCAAAAGUUCAACUGGCAUAGAACUAUGCUGAAUGAAUUACUCCCUUCAUGGACUCUCUGGAGAGGGAUCUUUUCAUCCUUCUCUGGAGAUGCCUUUAAAAAAAAUAACUUAUUAUUUUAAACAUUUUGUAAUAAGUCAGUUAAGAAGUUAGUAGAGCAGCUGUUGGUUGUAAACUCCGGGAAUUUUGUAUUCUCAAAUUUCAGUCAGAGGAUACAUUUUUCACUUAGGGAGCAAACACCGCAGUCAUCAGCUCUUCAGUCUCUUUACCUCUCUCAAUUCUAGGUUUUCUGAUUGGCAGAAGACUACCAAACCCUUCUAUAACUCUCCCAGUUAUACUGGGAGAAUAACGGAAGCUUGUCCUGGCUUAUGUCUGAAGAACAGUGAGAGCACAGUCCCUUUGUUGAUCAUCUCCUGAGCUUUCUACCAAAUCUCUGAGGAGCAGAUUUCUCCUGAGUUUCAGAUUGACCCUAAACUUGUCCAAAUUGAGCCAGGAACAUUCCUUUAUUUCCUGCAGCAUUCACAUGGUGCAUAGUCAGCUAUGAUCUGUUGCCUUCUAUGGUGUAUUUGCAUGCUACAACUCCCAGCAACUUCUGGUCUUUAAAACCUUGAUUUAAUGGCAAAGUAAUGACUGUAUGGGUCUCUGGACCAGCAUAUCCUGAAGCAAUUCUUGUUGUUGUCAUUGAACAGUUGCUUUGAUAUUAGUUUUCUUGUGAAGACCUCCACUCUGUUCUGACUAUAUGUAGCCUUCAUUGUGCGGACAAAAGCUUGGAAACAGGAAUGACACACACAAAAGCUCAGAGACUUGAAAAAUCAAGAAGUCAUGAGGUGCAGUCCUGGACGAGAGUUACCAAGCAGUCCUUGUGUCUCGUGUGGCAAAAAGUGAAACUACAGCUAAUGCUAAGCAUGUCUUUCUUCGUUGCUGUCUUCUGGUAUUGCAGAAGGCUAUACAGCUUUUUAGCACAGCUAUUGAAACGGUGGAGCAGCUACCUUCAAAGAAAACUCAUAAAGAAUCACAGCGUGUUGGAAGAAGUUGAUCUUCUGGGUUACAGUGCAAGAGAGUGGAGGGAAGAAACAAAGCAGGCCAAACACAUGAGAGAGGCAUACAAUGAAUUGUUUCGGAACUAUCAUAUCAAAUAUCUGCGACAGGUCAGGAAGGACAACUACUGUGUCCUAAGAGCAGUGCUUUUUCAGAUAUUCAGCCAAGGCAUUCCUUUUCCAUCGUGGAUGAGGGAGAGAGAUAUAUUAAAGCUUCCUGAAAAGCUUCUGUAUUCGCAAGGUUGCAACUGGAUUCAGCAAUACAGUUUUGGGCCAGAAAGUUAUACAGGCCCUAAUGCCUUUGGAAAAUUACGUAAAUGUAUGGAAACAUUAAAGACAAAUUGGGCUGAAAUAAGUGGUACUAAAGAUCACGAAGAAAGAGGAAACAUGUGUAGUGCACUCUUUUCUGAUGAGAGCAAGGAGCACAAGCUAUAUGAGGCUAUAAAAUUCAUCAUGCUCUUCGAAGUUGUUGAAGCCUAUGAGCAAAUGAAGAACAGGCAUGAACCCAUACCCCACCUUUUUAGCCUCCUCUUUGCUCGGGAUACUUCAUCCGAUCCUUUGAGUUUCAUGAUGAAUCAUCUGAAUGCCAUAGGUGACUCCCGUUGCCUAGACCAGGUUGAAAUGUUCCUUCUUGGAUAUUUGCUUGAAGUAAAGAUCAGAGUUUACAGACUGCAUAGAUUUAAUACUGAAGAAUUUCAAGUAAACUGUCCAGAUGAAUACCGAAGGGAAUGGAAUGAGAUUUCUCUCCUGACUGAGGAUGACCGCUACUAUCACAUCCCAGUUAUCAGAACGUGAAGCACAAAUGACUUUUCUUUUUUAACCUUUGUAUAAUGUAGUGAAUAACCAGUUCCAGUGAAUUAGGUUUCUAAUUGGCAGCAGGAUUGCAUGUUGAUGAUUACAAAAUGAUUUACGGGUUUAUUGUGUAAAAUGCUUCGCUUUCCCAUUACAGCUCAAUUUGUUGCCAGUCAGCCAGAAAUAGCAAAAUAUGUUGCUAUACUGUUUGGGGGCAAAAUGUCAUAUUUGAGGGUGUUGAAAAUGAAAGAUUAGACUGCGUGACAAAGAAGGGAAAAGUAAUGCUAGUUUUCCCACUGCUAGGCUAGUGGUUUACUCUGACAUAUCUGGAUGGGUUAAACUUAAGUUCCUAAAGCAAUUCCUGCCUUUCUCUGUCUCUGGUUAGGGUGGAUGAGCCAUGCAGGAAGCAACCCCUGGUGUCCCACAGUUGAUACUCUGGGACACUAAAGUUGCAAGGAUUUGAGGCUAUCUGGCAUGUGAGGAUGUAAACUGAGGUCACUGCACAGCUCUUUCAAUUCCCAUCCAGCUUCUCCUGUUGUUGCAGCGUGUCCCUCCAGAAACAGAGCAAGCAGCUGCAGACUGCAGUUACUUCAGACACUUGAAAUUAAGCUCAUCAAUGUUAGAUAUACUUUAUAACUGAGGAAAGUUUAGACCUGGAUGUUUGAAGUUGUCCCAGAUGGACUUCUAAAUGAGAUUUGCUUUAUUAUAUGGAACACUUUGCCUGGUUCUAUUUUCUAAAAGACUCGAUUGUGUUUAGAUUACUUCUAAAAUGAGGGUUCCUAACUUGAACAAAUGCUAAAAUGAUACAGCAGGUCUUGCAAGAUGGGUGUGUAAAGCAUACAAUCCCAUAGGCAUUGGUUAUGUUUUAGAAAGUGUGGUUUUAUUAAGAAACGAAGCCUUUCCUUGUUUUAUCCUAGAGGUACAGAGGUAGGCAGGUUUGGUUUUAACUCCCGUGGGAGAAAACGUAAGGAACAAAAGCAUGAGCUGGGCCUGCAGGAGCUAAAGCAGUUGCAUGUAGUAACUAAAUGAAAAUGUUGGAGAGCAUAAAGACUGCUCUCUUCCUUUGUGUAAAGGAAAACAAUUUUAUCCCUUUAGUCCUUUUAUUUUUAUGUGUAUGUAUAUAUAAUUUAUAAACACAAGCACCUGAGUGCUGUAUUAUAGCAAGUUUGUUUGUUGGCAGUUUUUGAGUUCAGUUUUGUUCAAUAAUCUGUAGCUUUUAAUUAAAAAGGCUUGAUACGUAUAAUAAUUUAAUCUUUUCAAAGCCUACAUGUUGAAUAUUUAUUAAAAAAAAAAAGAAACCCACAAACUUUAUUCACUGGAUGAAAUAAUUUGCCUUCUUUAGAUUUGGUUCUGUUCCAUGUAGGGAAGUGUUAUAAUGCCUCAGCGUUGGGUAUUGUCUAUUUUGCAUCAGUGGUGUAUGUAACACUUGCACUUGUCAAUAAAGUUGUUGAUAUUAUAUUCUUGUUUUGGUACAAGCAGACAUACCAAAAAAAUGGUAUAUCUUCAUAGAGAGCUUUUUAAUGGUUUGUGCAUUAUUUAUGAAUAGCAAUGCAAAAGCAUUACAGCUGGAAGUGUUACACUGAUAAAAUGUAUGUUUUUUGUAAUCUUGAGCAUACUAAUAGAAGGGAAUUAAUAAAGAUUAAUGAAUAAACGUGUUAUAACACAGUGGCAUUUCUCACUAAAAUCAGAUGUUUACAUCUGAUUUAGGUCACUGGCUCCCUGCCUGGUCAGUGAAGGGCAAUGGCAGAGGAGUUAAUGGAAUUAAUCUGAGGAGUUUCUACAAGGGUGUGGUUCUUCUCACUGACUGUAAAGAAGGAGAAACUUCAGGUGAGGAUAAUUGCAAGUUCUGCAGAUGAAUUCAGAGAGUGCUCUACACAGGAUCUUAAGCAACACUGAGACAGGUUUGGAGCUGUACUGAUUCUAAUUGGGUUUUCUGAUCAUACACUUUAGCUAUGUACAAAACAAAAAUAUAUUUGUGUAGAGGAAAAUGUAUAUACAUAUGUGUAAAAUAUACAUAUAUAGAAGGAAGAGACCCCAAAACAUCCUGAAUAAGCUGCAUCUGGUGCUGUGGAAAGAACAGGUGCUGCAGCAUCUUGUCAGAACAAUGUUUACAGACAAAGUUUGCUGCAGGAAUCUAGAAGCCUGGACACGCACUGGCAAGCUCUGCUCUGCUGAUGUCAGGUCAUCGCUCUUAUCUUUUUAACCUGUAAAUUUGUGACUACUGCCUUUCUGCUCUUGAACUGUGGAAGCCUGUCUUUUUAAGAUUACUAAUGUCUAAUUUUGUAAUUUGUAGAAAUAAGAAUUAAGUUUGGGUAUGAGAACCACUAAAGCAGCAUACAGGUGUUUCAGCUCCUUUGUAUAUAAUGUGCAUAGCUUUUGUUUUAUCUAAUUAUAAUUGGAAUAAAUGGAUUUGUGUUAUUGGUCCAAA